AUGCUGCCCCGAACAGCACUUCCGUCUCUCUUCUUGCUCCUGGGGUAUGCCUUGCUAUCGAGCGCUGCUGUUCUUGUGGAUUUUCAGGUAGCUCAGCCGCCUCCAGUUCCAAAAGAUGCGAAGCAGUGCACAAUCCAGGUUUUACAACGCGAUUUCGCCUUUUCGUUUGGAAGUGCUGAAGUUGUCGAACUAGUUCCACCGACUGACUGCGGGCCAGUUGGGUCAUGGGCAGCCAUAACCCUCAAUCUUACCGUUACGAGCAACGGUACUCAAUUUGACCGGUUGGGAAUUUUCACAUUCCAAAAUGUUGAAAUUUGGCGAACCUCAACACCGGAACCUACCAGAGGCGAUGGCAUCAUAUGGACAUACAUCAAAGAUGUAACUCGAUAUGCCCCUUUGUUUGCAAAACCGGGGACAUUCAUAUUCCAACUCGACAAUCUCAUCGAGACUGGUCUUGAUGGAAUAUACUCAACUGUUGUCCAUGCAACGUUCUUUGCUUCCUCUCCACCACAUCCACCCGCUAAGAAGGCAGAUCUACUGGUCCCUCUUUCUAACUUGAGAAAUGACACUGGAAAUGAUGUGUCAGUACCUCCAGCGUUCUCGAUCAACGUCACUCUCCCUCGAAACUCUGUCCAAGUGUUCGCCGAACUUUAUGCAUCUGGAAACGGGAACGAAGAAUUUUGGUACUUCAAUACUCCAAACCAAUUCCUGAAUGCUUUACCAGGUUUCCUCGGACAGGGCCCGUUCAGAGAGGUUAGACUGUUGGUCGAUGGUCAGAUAGCUGGCGCUGCAUACCCAUACGCAACCAUUUUCACAGGAGGGAUUGUCCCGACUGCAUGGAGACCCAUAACAUCCUACGGAGCAAUGGACUUGCCCACAUAUUUCCUCGACAUCACACCAUUCGUUCCAAUUUUGACCGACGGACAACCGCACAACAUUUCUCUCGACGUCACAUCCGCCGAAGAGGAUCAUACUAUUUUGCAAAACUGGUUCCUCUCAGGUGUCCUUCAAGUCUUCACGGACAAGUCUACAAAACCCACCACUGGAAAGAUUACGCAGUACACCGCGAGUCCUUUCUCUCAAACAAACACGGUCGGGACUGUCGGGGAAAAUGGAGACGUCACUUUCACUGUCUCAGCGUCUCGCAAAAUUCAUAUCGAGUCGACUAUCGUCAGUGGUAGCGGCCAAGUUAACCAUGUUGUUUGGUCCCAAAAUUUGCAAUACACAAAUUUGCAGAAUAUCUUGGACGACACGGCUAUCCAGGAUGUUCUCCAAAUGUCGUCGGGUACCGUACUCUCGACUCACAACGGCGUGCCUGUGGUAGUGGAUGACUUUUCUUUCCCCCUCGGCAUAAAUUUCACCUUGUUGGACCCCAGCGGAGACAGCUUUAAAGCCACCUUUGACCACUCUUACAAUCGCGAUCUCCUACCAUUCCCCGCCGUCGUAAGAUCAAACAUCCAAGAACGACAAACAGCCAGUGGCUUCUUCUUGGAAUCACCCAACGGGAACACAGGAAAUGGCACCAACAGCAACGUGUUCAGUUACGUAGACCAAGCAGGUAACACCUAUUCUAGAGUCGUCGAUGCCGUGUUGAACAACAUCACCUUCGACAAACAAUCCGGGACACUCGCGCCAACCUCUCCACCACCCCACCGCGGUCCACUGCCGUUCAUCACCGGCUCAGUGGGCAAAGCACGCCUGCCAAGCGCCCGCCGGGUCCCGAGCACGUAG
Psilocybe cubensis is the source of this 1731-nucleotide messenger RNA. RefSeq lists its product as uncharacterized. The transcript is spliced from 12 exons. Bases 1 to 1731 code for a protein of 576 amino acids. NCBI's taxonomy places the organism in Eukaryota, Fungi, Basidiomycota, Agaricomycetes, Agaricales, Agrocybaceae. The record is from RefSeq and is a predicted model, not a curated record.